UUUUUUUUUGAAAGAAUGUUAAAUUCAUAUUCAAAAAAGCCUUUUACAUCAAGUGUGAACCUUUGUACAUAUGACUACUCUAAAGGUCACUUUGGAUCACUGUAAACUAUAAGAAGAUUCAUAUUCUUGUAGCAAACCAAAAUUGCAUUAUACCCUCCAAUUUCUUCCCACCUUUCCCUCUCAUUAGGCUAAAUUUAUUCCUUACUCCUUUCUCAAUCAACUUCUUCAAACUCAAUAAAGGGAUGGCCUUCUCCCCAUGUCUAAUCUUAUUUCUCUCCCGCCAACAAUGUAUGAAUGGAAGCUUGUAAGGAGUACCUGAUGCAGAACUGAGCUUUAUUCUCCAUGUUUCGAGCAGUAAUCAGCCUCACAAUAUCAUCCCAUUGGACAGUAUAGUCAGAACAUAGAAUCCCUUUUACUAGAUGUUCCCAGAUCUGUGAAGUGAAAGAACAUUCAAAAAAGAGAUGAUUCCUUGACUCAUCCAAGCUCCUACAUAAAACACACAUCUGAUCCACUCCCCUGCUCCAUCUUGAUAUUCUAUCCAUAGUAGUCAGUCUGUCUUGUAUAGCCAGCCAAGUCAGAAACGCAAACUUUGGUGUUGCUUGUGAGAACCAAACUCCCGGAGCCCAUGAGCACUGCAACCCGUCUUCUCUUAGCAACAACCAAGUUUCUUGGGUAGAAAACUUGUCUUUAUACCCCGACUUCAUCCUCCACAUGCUAACAUCCUCUUCUUCAUUCAGCUUAUCUCUUAACUCCAAUAAUUCAGUUUCAAUAUUAUUCAAAAUCACCAUUCUAUGCCUUCUUCUUCUCCUACUACUUUUCACUGCAUCCUCCACCGUAGCUUCUCUUUUAAUCCCCAAAUCGAUGAAUCCCCGCUCUCCCAAGAUAUCAAACAAAACGCCCUUGUCUGACCAUUUAUCAAACCAAAAAGAGGUUUUACAGCCAUUUCCCACUUCUCUUCUAUAGAAGCCCUUUGCAACUUGUCUAUCUCAUGUUGCUCCCCAGUGUCUAAAAUGGGGGGUACUAGUGCGAGUGACCUCAAACCCGUCGUGGAAAGGUGGCCAGAGUACAUACCGCACAAGCUUCCCGACAAGAAUUACGUGCGUGUAUUCGACACGACGCUCCGUGACGGUGAACAAGCUCCAGGUGGAGCUCUUACUCCACCGCAGAAGCUUGAGAUUGCUAGACAGCUCGCAAAACUCCGAGUAGACAUCAUGGAAGUUGGUUUUCCGGUGUCCUCUGAGGAAGAGUUCGAAACAGUCAAAACCAUCGCCAAGACCGUGGGAAACGAGGUGGAUGAAGCAACAGGUUACGUCCCAGUGAUAUGCGCCAUCGCACGUAGCAAACCAGAAGACAUUGAGGCGGCCUGGGAGGCGGUGAAAUACGCGAAAAGACCUAAGAUACUCAUAUUCACAUCUACUAGUGACAUUCACAUGAAAUACAAGUUGAAAAAGACUAAAGAAGAAGUCAUCGAAAUGGCCGCGAGUAGUGUUAAGUUUGCUAAAAGCUUAGGCUUCGUUGACGUCCAACUUGGUUGCGAAGAUGGCGGCAGGUCGGAGAAGGAGUUUCUAUGCAAGAUUCUAGGAGAAUCGAUAAAAGCUGGUGCAACCACUGUGAACGUCGCGGACACUGUAGGAAUCAACAUGCCAGACGAAUACGGAGAACUCGUGAGCUACCUCAAAGCAAAUACUCCUGGAAUUGAUGAUGUUAUCUUCAGUGUUCAUUGUCACAACGACCUUGGUGUUGCCACCGCCAACACAAUUGCCGGUGUAUGUGCGGGAGCACGACAAGUCGAAGUAACAGUUAAUGGAAUAGGCGAAAGAAGUGGGAAUGCACCGCUUGAAGAGGUCGUGAUGGCUUUGAAAUGUCGAGGAGAAUAUCUGAUGGAUGGUGUCUACACAAGAAUAGACACACGCCAAAUUAUGGCUACUAGCCAAAUGGUUCAAGAAUAUACCGGCUUGUAUGUUCAACCACAUAAGCCCAUAGUUGGAGCCAACUGUUUUGUUCAUGAGAGCGGCAUUCACCAGGAUGGAAUCUUGAAAAAUCGGAGUACAUAUGAGAUCUUAUCGCCAGAAGAUGUUGGGGUUGUAAAAUCUCAAAGUGCCAGCAUUGUUCUUGGAAAGCUUAGCGGACGUCAUGCUGUGAAAGAUCGGCUGAAAGAGUUGGGAUACGAGCUCGAUGAUGAGAAAUUGAACGACAUCUUCUCAAGGUUCAGGGACUUAACCAAGCAUAAAAAGAGAAUCACGGAUGAUGAUCUGAAGGCGUUAGUAACGUGUCGUGAUGAGGUCUCAUCACUAAACGGCACUACCGGUGAAGAGACUAACGGCUAUGUACCAAUCUCACAGAUUUCUUCUGUGGUAUAAAAUCUGUGAAACGUUUUGUUUGAGUACCACUUGUAAUAUCAAGGUUCCAUUUGAUAUGAAUCGGUUGUUUUAAUGAAUAAAAACAGUAUGAAGUUAAAAAA
Molecule: messenger RNA, 2461 nt
Organism: Brassica napus (rape)
Lineage: Eukaryota; Viridiplantae; Streptophyta; Magnoliopsida; Brassicales; Brassicaceae
Product: methylthioalkylmalate synthase 2, chloroplastic
Exons: 10
Coding region: 1011-2360 (449 amino acids)
Biological process (GO): L-leucine biosynthetic process
Cellular component (GO): chloroplast
Molecular function (GO): 2-isopropylmalate synthase activity
Source: RefSeq, a predicted model, not a curated record